AUGACUGAAUUUGCGGAGAAGAACGAACCUGUCAUUCUCUCCGACAAGGUAGCGGAGUUCGCAGCUGAUAUCAUGACCCUGGUAUGUUUCACCAACCCUUGGGGCUUCGUCGACAACAGUCGUGAUGAGCGCAACAUGCUCAAGAGCUGGCGCGAAGGCCUCGUCUUCUUUGGCUUUGCCGGCCGAUUCCGCUUCUUUCGCGACCUGGUGUUGAAGAGCUCGUGGGGUCAAUACUUCCUACCAGGAACAAGCGACGACAACGGCAUGGGCUACUUGAUGAGACAGGCGGAUAGAGAAGUCUCUGAUCGAGAGCAGCACAUAUCGCAAAACAGCUUCUCACAAGAAAGACCAGAUUUCUUGCAAUUGUGUCUCGAGGCACAAAUGGACGGACAACCACUGACAGCAAUGCAAAAACGAGCACACGUCACCUUGCUUAUCCAAGCAGGCGCCGACACGACAGGAACGGCGCUCGGCAGCACCCUCCGUUUCCUGUUGACGCAUCCAUCCGUUUUUGCACGCGUGCGUGCCGAAUUAGCUGCUGCUUCCAACGCACAGCUUCUCAGCACACCCAUUCAAUUCGAACAGACGAGGACACACUUGCCCUACUUUGUGGCAUGCAUCAAAGAGUCCCUCAGACUACACCCUCCCGCGACGAACCUCUUUGGAAGAGUUGCGCCGUCGCCGGACGGUAAGGCCGUGGACGGGACCUGGGUUCCGGCUGGUGCGGAGAUCACGAGCUACGCGUACGUCGUUCAGAGAGAUCCUCAUCUGUAUGCUCCGGACCCAGAAGUAUUCCGUCCAGAGCGGUGGCUUGAGGCCGAGGGGAGUUCAAAGGAGCUCAUCAGCGAGAUGGAUGCGUCUGCGUUUGUGUUUGGCGUUGGGCCUAGAGUUUGCCUCGGUAAGGAUGUCGCAAUCAUGGAGAUGUACAAGUUACUCCCAGAAGUUGUUCGUCAGUUUGACUUUGAGGUCAAGGAGGAGGGUCAAUUUGUGGUCGUCGGAGGUAUCGCGUAUAACCAGCGCUUUGUUGUUCAGUUGAGGCCGCGGGUGGAGUAG
Colletotrichum orchidophilum is the source of this 1053-nucleotide messenger RNA. Its product is annotated as cytochrome P450 17A1. The record is from RefSeq and is a predicted model, not a curated record. Bases 1 to 1053 code for a protein of 350 amino acids. Gene Ontology annotation, molecular function: heme binding; iron ion binding; monooxygenase activity. Lineage: Eukaryota; Fungi; Ascomycota; Sordariomycetes; Glomerellales; Glomerellaceae. The transcript has 3 exons.